GUGGUCAGGGAAGACAUCAGCCAACAGAAAAAGAUAACAGAUAAAGGAGAGAUAUUUUCUGGGCAGAAUUUUGCUGCUCGCCCAGCUUCAGAGAAAUCGCGAUUGGGAAGGCAUCCGUGGUCAGAUUAUGCUGAAAUUUUGACUGGAGGUUCUCAAGACACAGACCUAAAUUCUGAACGGUGGAGAUUGGAUUUUGACGGUCAGAUCGUCUGGAAUCAUUUCCAAACAGACCUGCAGUUUUUAGGGUGAUUUCAAUCCUUUUUCAUCCUCUUUGUAUCUUUGUUGAAGUUUUAUACUUCUUGAGCUGUUGUAUCAUCAUAUUUGAUGUUUGGAGACUCUCUUGUACUCAUUCCUUGUUGAUUAGUGAAGAGUUUGGGUGGAUGGAGGCCCCGUGGUUUUUCCUCUUCGAUUUGGAGGGGUUUUCCACGUAAAAAAUCAUGGUGUUCUGUGUGUGCUUGGUUUCAUUUCAUUUUUACAGCUUUCUCCAUAUAUGUUUUUGAUGUCAUUCACUGCUACCUGCUAUUAAACCGGGAUCCUGUGAGUUUCUUGCAAGCUUGGAAGAAUUCUUGUCAAGUAUAUUUGGACUGUUUUGGGUUUGUGGUUGAAUUACUUUGACAUGCAGUGUUUUUCUUCCCUACAAAUUGGUAUCAGAGCUUGUAGUUAUUCCUGUGUUAUCCGCUUGUUUGAAAUAUGGAGCCGAAUAUUAGUAGGAUGAUUUGUUUGAAUGGCAAGAAUUAUCACAACUGGAGUGGUAAAAUGAAAGAUUUGCUAUAUGUUAAAAGUCUCCAUUUACCUGUAUUCGGAACUAAGCCUGAGAAUAAAUUUGAUGAAGUCUGGGGUUUUGAAAAUCAACAAGUCUGUGGUUAUAUCAGAUGUUGGGUGGAAGAAAAUGUUAGAAAUCAUAUAGCAAAGGAAACAAAUGCCAAAACUUUGUGGACGAACCUUGAAAACAUGUAUGCUGCUAAAACAGGAAAUAAUAAAUUGUUUCUGUUAAAGCAAAUGAUGAAUUUGAGAUAUAAAGAGGGCACUUCUGUUUUGGAUCAUGUUAAUGAAUUUCAAGGCCUAGUUGAUCAGAUGACUGACGUUGGUAUUAAAUUUGAAGAAGAAAUAUUGGGACUUUGGUUGCUUAACAGUUUACCCGAUUCUUGGGAAACUUUCCGGACUUCUUUUACUAACAAUGCUCCUGCUGGUUCUAUGUCUUUAGGGUAUGCUAGAGAUGGCAUUUUAAAUGAGGAGGUUAGAAGAAGGACUCCAGGUACAAACUCAUCCCAGUCAGAAGUUUUUGUUACUGAAGACGGGGGGAGAAACCAGAACAAGUUUCAGGGUUAUAGAGGCAAAAGCAGAAGUAAGUCCAGGUCCCGGUUUAAGGAUAUGGAAUGUCAUUACUGUGGCAAGAAAGGUCAUAUCAAGAAGCAUUGCUUUAAACUGAAGAAGGACAGGAAAAAUGGCAACAAUUCUGAUGUGAAAAAUGACAACAAUGGUGACCGCGUUGCUGCUGCCACUCCGGGAGAUCUUGUUAUUGUUCAUGAUGAUGUGAUGAAUUUUUCAUCUCAUGACACUGAUUGGGUAGUAGACACUGGCGCCUCACUUCAUGUUACGUCUAAAAAGGAGUUCUUCAGUUCCUACACUCCAGGUGAUUUUGGAGUUCUCAGGAUGGGCAAUGAUGGUGUGUCAAAGGUUAUUGGCAUGGGUGAUGUGUGUUUGCAGACUAGUAAUGGCACUCAAUUGAUCCUUAAAGAUGUCAGACAUGCUCCAGAUAUUCGCCUAAAUUUGAUCUCAGUUGGAAGACUUGACAAUGAUGGUUUCUGCAACAGUUUUAUUGGCGGGGAGUGGAAGCUCUCCAAGGGUUCAUUAAUUGUGGCUCGUGGGAAGAAGUCUUCUAAUCUUUAUUUAUUGCAGGCUUUCGUUUCUGGCAGCAUCAAUGCAGUGGACAGCAAAGUCUCAUUUGAUUUAUGGCAUAGACGACUUAGCCAUAUUAGUGAAAAAGGGACUUAAUUGUUUAAUUAGAAACAAUGUUAUUUCUGGACUUGGUACAACAAAGUUAAACAAGUGUGAUCAUUGCAUGGCGGGAAAACAAAACAGAGUGUCCUUCAAGAGUAAUUCUCCUCACAGAAAAUCAAGCGUGUUGGAGUUGAUUCAUUCCGAUGUGUGUGGUCCUUUAAAGGUACAAUCUUUUAGCGGUGCAUCUUAUUUUGUGACUUUCAUUGAUGACUAUUCUAGAAAGGUGUGGGUCUAUGCUUUAAAGACCAAGGAUCAAGUUCUAGAUAAGUUUAUGGAAUUUCAAGCUCUUGUUGAGAGGCAGACGAGAAAGAAAGUCAAGUGCAUCCGAACAGAUAAUGGUGGUGAAUAUUGUGGUCCAUUUGAUCAUUAUUGCAGAAAACUAGGGAUAAGGCAUCAGAAGACUCCUCCCAAAACUCCUCAGCUAAAUUGUUUGGCAGAAAGAAUGAACAGAACUUUAAUUGAGAGAGUUUGUUGUUUACUUUCUGAAGCUAAGCUAUCACCGAGCUUCUGGGGUGAAGCUUUGUACGCAGCAGUUCAUGUGAUUAAUCUGUCCCCAGCUUAUGCUUUAGAUGGAGAUGUUCCAGAGAAUGUUUGGUCAGGCAAGAAAUCUUCUUAUGAUCAUUUGAGAGUCUUUGGUUGUAAGGCUUUUGUUCAUAUUCCUAAAGAUGAACGGUCUAAACUUGAGGCAAAGACUAGACAAUGUAUCUUUCUAGGUUAUGGCCAGGAUGAGUUUGGGUACAGGUUAUAUGAUCCAGUUGAGAAGAAACUUGUCAGAAGCAGAGAUGUUGUAUUCUGUGAAGAUCAAACUAUUAAGGAUAUUCAGAAGGUUCAGAUGACAGCAACACAGAUGUAUGAUGAUCUUGUUGACUUGGGUGAUGAGGGGACUCGUAAUGAGUCUACUAUUGUUGAUGAUACGACUCAGCCCGAUACACACUAGGAUACAGUUGACACUCAGACUCCAGAGGAUGAAACUAUUGAUAUUCAACAUCCAGAAGUUACAUAUAUGCCAGAGGAAUCACAUGAAGCUCCAAUUCCUAUGAGACGGACUACGAGAGCUAAAAUACCUUCUGUUAGGUAUAAUCCUGACACUUAUGUGCUCUUGACUGACGGGGGAGAACCUGAAUGCUUUGAUGAAGUACUGGAAAGUGAGCAAAAAGAUAAGUGGUUCAGGGCAAUGCAAGAUGAGAUGGAAUCUUUGCAUGAUAAUCAUACCUUUGAUUUGGUAAAGUUACCCAAUGGUAAGAGAGCUUUGAAGAAUAGGUGGGUUUACAGGUUAAAACAGGAGGAACAUUCCUCAAACCCACGAUACAAAGCUAGAUUAGUAGUCAAAGGUUUUAAUCAGAGAAAAGGAGUUGGUUUUUCUGAAAUUUUUUCUCCUGUUGUGAAAAUGUCUUCCAUUAGAGUUGUGCUUGCUUUAGCUGCUAUUCUUGAUUUGGAGGUUGAGCAGAUGGAUGUGAAGACAGCUUUUCUUCAUGGUAAUCUUGAGGAAGAGAUUUACAUGGAACAACCAGAGGGUUUUAAGGUUAAAGGUAAAGAAGAUCAUGUGUGCCGAUUGAAGAAAAGUUUAUAUGGUUUGAAACAAGCACCGAGACAGUGGUACAAGAAGUUUGAGUCUGUUAUGAGUAAGCAGGGUUACAAAAAGACCACUUCUGAUCAUUGUGUUUUUAUGCAAAAGUUUUCUGAUGAUGACUUUAUUGUACUUUUGCUUUAUGUUGAUGAUAUGCUUAUUGUUGGUAAGAAUGCUUCUAGGAUCAAUAUGUUGAAGCAAGAGUUGAACAAGUCUUUUGCUAUGAAAGACUUGGGACCAGCAAAGCAAAUUCUUGGAGUGAAGAUCACUCGGGACAGAAAAGAAAGAAAGCUUUGGCUAUCUCAAGAGAGUUAUAUUCUGAAAGUGCUUCAAAGGUUUAAAAUGGAUAAUGCAAAAUCAGUUAGCACUCCACUUGCUAGUCACUUCAAACUAAGUGUCCAGCAAUGCCCUUCAACUGAAGAUGGGAAGAAAGAGAUGGAUAGAGUUCCUUAUGCUUCAGCCGUUGGUAGUUUGAUGUAUGCCAUGGUUUGUACGAGGCCCGAUAUUUCUCAUGCUGUAGGAGUGGUUAGUCGUUUUCUUUCAAAUCCAGGAAGAGAACAUUGGGAAGCAGUGAAGUGGAUUUUGAGAUAUCUCCGGGGAAGUUCAAGUCACUCUGUUUUGGAAAUGAAAAAUAUGUUCUUGAAGGCUAUACUGAUUCAGAUAUGGCUGGGGAUAUUGAUUCAAGAAAGUCUACUUCUGGAUAUUUGAUUACUUUUGCAGGGGGAGCUGUUUCGUGGCAAUCUCGAUUACAAAGAUGUGUUGCACUAUCAACUACAGAAGCUGAAUUUAUAGCUGCCACGGAAGCUUGCAAAGAGUUGCUUUGGAUGAAGAAUUUUAUGAAGGAACUUGGAUACUCUCAAGAAAGAUAUGUGUUGCUAUGUGAUAGUCAAAGUGCAAUUCAUCUCGGUAAGAAUUUAACCUUUCAUUCUAAAUCUAAACAUAUUGAUGUAAGGUAUCAUUGGAUACGUGAAGUCUUGAAUGAUAGGUUGUUGGAACUUGAAAAGGUUCAUACUGAUAAUAAUGGGGCUGACAUGUUCACAAAAGCAUUACCGAGAUGGAAGUUUGAGGUUUGUUGUUCGCUUUCCGGGAUGGAAAGUGAAUGAUUUCUUCACAUAGUCGGGAGGGGGAGAUUUGUUGGGCCUAUCUCAUUUAUUCCCUCCUAUGUGAUUAUAGCCCAAUUGAUGGAGACCCAUUAAGUCAUUUGACUCUUCACUUUGUCAAAGGAUGGAUUCUGAAAAAUAGAACCUGUGGUCAGGGAAGACAUCAGCCAACAGAACAAGAUAACAGAUAAAGGAGAGAUAUUUUCUGGGCAGAAUUUUGCUGCUCGCCCAGCUUCAGAGAAAUCGCGAUUGGGAAGGCAUCCGUUGUUAGAUUAUGCUGAAAUUUUCACUGGAGGUUCUCAAGACACAGACCUAAAUUCUGAACGGUGGAGAUUGGAUUUUGACGGUCAGAUCGUCUGGAAUCAUUUCCAAACAGACCUGCAGUUUUUAGGGUGAUUUCAAUCCUUUUCCAUCCUCUUUGUAUCUUUGUUGAAGUUUUAUACUUCUUGAGCUGUUGUAUCAUCAUAUUUGAUGUUUGGAGACUCUGUUGUACUCAUUCCUUGUUGAUUAGUGAAGAGUUUGGGUGGAUGGAGGCCCCGUGGUUUUUCCUCUUCGAUUUGGAGGGGUUUUCCACGUAAAAAAUCAUGGUGUUCUGUGUGUGCUUGGUUUCAUUUCAUUUUUACAGCUUUCUCCAUAUAUGUUUUUGAUGUCAUUCACUGCUACCUGCUAUUAAACCGGGAUCCUGUGAGUUUCUUGCAAGCUUGGAAGAAUUCUUGUCAAGUAUAUUUGGACUGUUUUGGAUUUGUGGUUGAAUUACUUUGACAGGCAGUGUUUUUCUUCCCUACAGUAAUUACUAUAGAUCUAGAUAUAGAAAAAUCAUUUGUAUUCUUAAAAGUCAUAUCUCUCUGUACACAAGCUUAAUUUGCCAUCCAUUUAUAUUAAUGUAAGCUUCUCAUUUUAAACGAUCGAAUUGAAUAAUUUAAAGGGACCAUUAUAUUUUUGUUU
Molecule: messenger RNA, 5613 nt
Organism: Cuscuta epithymum
Lineage: Eukaryota; Viridiplantae; Streptophyta; Magnoliopsida; Solanales; Convolvulaceae
Source: the annotation of a GenBank genome assembly